AUGACCUUAUCAAAGGAAAAUAACCAAUCGGAAUCUAAAACUGAAAUAACCGCUGCCAAGAAGAGAAGGAUCAGACGAAAAAGAUUAAGAGCUGCAAAACAAUAUAAAGAAGUGCAAAAUAAUAUCUGUUACUGUGUUGCACUCAAUACAAACAAACGAAUAACUCCAAUCGACUUACAACAAACUAAUUCUACUACUGAUCUUGAUAAUAAUAUUCUGAAUAAGAACAAUACAGAAAAUAAAUCAGUUAUUGAUAUCAAAGACAGUGUUAGGGAAGCUAUUGAAAUGUUGACAGAACAAGAGAAAAGUCGAGAUGAAGUGCUAGCAGCUAGGGAAGCUAAGAAGUUAGCUAAACAAAAAGCUAAAAAGAAAAAUGAGGAUACUGGAAAUAGUGAUAUUAAAGCAAAAGAAACACCAAAACAAGUGAAAAAUGAGAAGAAAAAUAAGGUUGAAGGACAAACUUCACAAACUGAAACAAAAACCGACAAAUCUCCUAAUAAAGACAAAGACGAAGUAGACAGGGCUGUUGUAAUUAAUAAAAAUGAAUGUACAGAAAUUGAUAAAGAAAGAGAACUCGUUUUGGCUCAAAGAUCAGCUAAGAAAGCAAUGAAGGGUAAAAAGAUUGAUAUGCCGAGCGAGGAAGUCAUAAAUGCAACGGUUAAUGAUGUUGUGAACACACUCAAAGAUAUUGUGAGUGUCGCCAGAGAAGUGAAGGAAGUCACAGAUAAAGUAAGAGCUAUAGAUUUAGGUAAAAAGUCCGAAGAGUCACAGAAAAGUAAAGCAGAAUUGAAAGCUGAAAGACGUGCCAAGCAAGAAGCUCAGAGAGCAGCAAAACAAAAAGAAAUUGAAGCUAAGGCUAAAAAGGCUGCUGAACCAGCAAAACCUAAAGAGGAAAAACCUAUCAAAAAUAAAGUGCCAGAAAAACCGAAACCAAAGACACAGAAGAUGAACUGGUUCCAGAAUGUUCCCACAGAACAUGAGAAAGAAGCUUUGAAGAAGAUAGCUAUAAAUUCAAACUUGCAUCCAGCUGUUAUUAAGCUUGGAGUACAGCUAGCAUCUCGUGUGGUGACCGGCUCAAAUGCCAGGUGUAUAGCGUUUUUGGAUGCUUUAAAGAAGGUGGUAAGAGACUACAGCUUGCCAGCUAAGACUGAGUUUGCUCGUGGUCUUGAGUCUCAAUUAGCCGCCAGCGUGGAUUUCUUAUGGUCUAUGAGACACCCGGCCGCCUCACAGACUAACGCACUCAAACAUUUCAGACAUCACCUAACACAGCUGCCAAAUAAUGUGGAUGAAUUUGAUGCCAAGAAACGUCUCCAAGAGGAAAUAGAUCGUUAUAUACGUGAACAGAUUGACAUGGCGGGUGAAGCGAUCAGCAUCGCUGUGAGAAACAAAAUAACACCCGGGGAUACUAUACUAACAUACGGAUGUUCGUCACUCAUCGAGCGUAUUCUAUGCGAGGCUCAUUCAGCGGGUGUUUGUUUCUCUACGGUGGUUGUCGGCGAGAGAGGAAACCGCGGCCCUACAGAAAUGCUGAGACGUCUAGCUGCGAAAGGACUGAAUUGCGUAUAUGCUGACCUAUCAGCGUUGAGCUACGUCAUGAAAGAGACGGAUAAAGUUCUAGUCGGUGCAGCAUGUUUAUUAGCCAGUGGCGCGGUUGUAGGGGCCGCGGGGACCCUUCAGACCGCGCUGCUCGCUCGAGCAAACAACGUACCUCUAUUGGUUGCCUGUGAGACGCACAAAUUUUCUGAUACAGUACACACAGAUGCUAUGAUCUACCAUGAGACUGGUGAUCCAGAAGAUUUAAUCGACAAAACCGAUGAGAAUUCACCUCUUAAAGACUGGCAGUCCAAUCCCAACUUGAAUUUGUUAAACUUAACGUAUGACGUCACACCACCUAGUCUUGUAACGGCUGUGGUGACAGAACUAGCGAUCUUGCCAUGUACAAGCGCCCCCGUUGUACUUAGAUUCAAAUUAUCCGAAUACGGCAUAUAA
This is a messenger RNA of Danaus chrysippus (African queen), 1989 nucleotides long. Lineage: Eukaryota; Metazoa; Arthropoda; Insecta; Lepidoptera; Nymphalidae. The record is from the annotation of a GenBank genome assembly.